AUGUCUUACCGCCGGGAACUGCGUGCUCUGCGCUACAUUGAAAAGGGAGAUAUUCUGCGACUGAAGUCUUAUAUUCGCCGCCACCGCCAUCUCCAGCUCGACCAGCCUUUGCCAGGAGGACAGAGCCUACUUCAUGCUGCCUGCUUAAUGCCUGAUAAUGCCUGCGCUCUUCUACUGCUCCGUAAAGGAGCUGACCCCAUGCAAUGUGACACUGUAGGAAAUAAUGCUCUACAUGUGGCAGCUCAGGAGAUGGAAAAGGGAGAAUGGAGAGUGUACACAGACCUGUGGGUUCCAAUUCUGAAACGUUGUCCUCAGGCAAUUGACGUUCCAAACAAGCAGGGGACAACUCCACGUCAAAUCCUCCGCCAGGCAGAAGACCUCAUGGAGAGAUAUGCAAGAGAAAAACAGAGCUCCCUGAGUCGCGUAUGGGUCCCUCACCUAAGGAGACAACAGAGUGGAGAGAAAAGCUUUUAGCUGAGAGCAUGGAUGAAUACCAAGAGAUGUAUGGGCAGUAUGAUGAUGACGACUACUUGGAUUCAGUUCCUGAGAUGGAAAGCUUUGAAUCAUGGGCCGAUCGUAUCUACAGAGAGUACCAUGCCAGAAAUCGCCGUUAUGAUAAUUUAAGUGUACAGACUAAAGUUGUGACUUCGCAGGACACCCCCAGGCUUGUGGAGGAGCGGAGAUACCAGGAAAGAAAAGAACAAAUGGAAAGAGAACUGCACCAGGCUCAGAGUGAGAGGUAUCACAGGAAAUGCCAGGAGGUGUUCGGGGGAGCGGGUGCAAGCCUUGAGGCUGACUCAAAGCAUAGCGGUGAGCCAACAGAAAGAAGUCGUGAUAGGACUGACAAUGACAGUGCCCUGAACGCAGAUACAAGGACGGUUAUCCGUAUGUUGAGCUACAAGGACAUCCCUUGGCCAGUUCCAGGUGGCACUGCAGAGCAGAUGGCGCAGUUCGUAGCAGCGGGUGCAGACUCCUCGGACAUCACAUCAUAUAAGCGCUACAUGCGGGCACAGAGAGUGACUUGGCAUCCGGAUCGCUUUAUGCAGAGAUGUGGCACUCGUCUGCUUGCAAAGGACCGGGUGCGAGUUCUGGAGACUGUUACGGCUCUGUCACAGGAAUUGAACAGACUGGCAGAACUUGCAAAGUGA
Staurois parvus is the source of this 1148-nucleotide messenger RNA. The record is from the annotation of a GenBank genome assembly. Lineage: Eukaryota; Metazoa; Chordata; Amphibia; Anura; Ranidae.